Molecule: messenger RNA, 2610 nt
Organism: Plasmopara halstedii
Lineage: Eukaryota; Oomycota; Peronosporomycetes; Peronosporales; Peronosporaceae
Product: translation initiation factor if-2
Exons: 1
Coding region: 1-2610 (869 amino acids)
Molecular function (GO): GTPase activity; GTP binding
Source: RefSeq, a predicted model, not a curated record
AUGCGUCAGCUGUCGAGAGAUUCAAAGUCAGCGGAGCCGGGUGUGGCCAAAGCUGGUCUGAAGCACAACCAAUUUAAAAAUAAACAGCGGCCAAAACGAUACCGAUCUGAUAGGUUGCUGGACAAGGAGCUACCUGUGUUUACAAAUAAGUUUCAAAAUUUGCUAAGCUUUGCGUUUGAGGAUUUAACAAAUAGCGUCAAGACGACGACAGAGCCAAAGACGGGCGAGACACCGUCGCUGGACUUGAUCGUCCGUGUCGAAGCUGGUGGCAGAAAUGAAGAAAAAUCCGAGCUUACGAUGGCGCAGUUGGGCCUGGAUAUACAGGAAGAAGAUAGUACGAUUUCUAAGUUGCAGCAUAAGCAGUCGCGUCUGCAAUCUAAAAAGACGAAGCUCUUUUCAAGUAGUAACGAUACAUCGACAGUAUUAGCAGCACUUGGUAUUCCGAUCGAUCGUGAUAGCAAUCGCAUCGAGUCUCCGCCAUCCAGUCGAAUGGCGAUAAAGAUGAAUACGAAGCGCAAGAAGCAGACGCGUAAUCUUCUCAAGAACUUUCAAUUCGAAAAUAGCAUUUUUGACUCGGAAUCAGAUUUGUUUGGAGAUAUUGACUGGGAAGGGCAUGGCGACGUGGAAGAGCGUGAACGUCGUCAUUCUCGGAGACAACAACGGAAAGUGGUAAAGCGGAAACCCAGGCACGAGCUGCCAGCUCAAGAAAUUGAAAUUCCGACGUCUUUAACGGUCAGAGAUCUGGCGGAUCGAAUGAGUGUCAAGACGAGCGUGGUUUUUCGCGCAUUAAAAGAUCUGGGCGAAGUGGGUUUGAACGAGGAAUCGGUGCUGAUGAGCGAUAUUGCUGAGCUUGUGGUAGAUUCGCAAAAUAUGAUCCCAGUAUUGCUUCCCCCAGACUUUGUCGAUCUUGUCCCAACACCUUUACCGGAAGACUGUUCUGCAUUUCCUGUACGACCAGCCAUUGUAUCUGUUAUGGGUCACGUUGAUCAUGGUAAGACUACAUUGCUUGACGCUCUACGCAAGUCAAAGAUUGCGGCCACUGAAACGGGGGGUAUCACGCAAAGCAUCGGUGCUUUUUCAGUGGACUUGGGCAAAAAAUUUGGUUCUUAUUCGAAAGUAACGUUCAUUGAUACGCCUGGUCAUGCGGCAUUUAGCAACAUGCGAUCACGUGGCUCGGAACUUACGGACCUUCUCGUCCUCGUGGUAGCAGCUGAUGACGGUGUUCGCCCGCAGACAAUUGAGGUAGCACGCUUGGCUCGUAAAAAUAAUGUGCCGCUUGUGAUAGCAGUUACCAAGAUGGAUAUGCACGAGCAUGACAGAAAGGAGGUUGCCACUCGCCUUGGCUCCGAACUUUUUAAUCAGGGCAUCGUAGUAGAAAGUAUGGGUGGAGAUACUCCCAUUGUCUUUGUUUCAGGAAAGACUGGCGAGGGACUUGACCAACUUAAGGAGACAAUUGCUCUUCACGCAGAAAUGCUUGACCUUCGUGGUGAUACAAAUGCAGCGGGUGAAGCAAUUGUUCUCGAAGCAAAUGUGGCUCGGGGCGUUGGUGCUCAAGUUGAUGCAAUCGUUAAGUGGGGGACUCUACAGCAAGGCUCUUUCGUUGUUUGUGGAUUAGAGUAUGGAAAAAUUCGUGCUCUUAUCGAUCAGGGCGGAAAGCGUGUCAAGCAAAUAACACCCGGUCACCCUGUGCGAGUUAUUGGAUUAAAAGGAUUACCUGAAGGCGGUGUAGCCUUGCUCUCUGUGCCGACUGAAGAACGUGCUAGGGAAGUUGUGCAGACGCGUCAGGCUUUGAUACACUGGAAUCAACUGGCAAAAGCGGAAGAAGUAGAGAGUAUGGGUGAUGGCGAUGACGGAAUGCGCCGUCGCCGUCGUUUUGCAGGGGUUCGCCAAAAAUGGCAGCAAGUUGAGUUACGACGACAAGAAGCCGCUGACGAGGCGAAGCGUGUAGCAGCGUUGCAGCCUGGAGACGAGGGUUAUAUCGCCAAUGUGGUGCCUAUCAUGUUGAAGACGGACUCUGUGGGUAUCAUUUCUGCUAUCGAAGAUCUCAUUGCACCCCUACCCAACAAUGAGGCUGCGAUUAAGUGUAUCAUGGCUGCCGUGGGACCAGUGACGUCGUCAGACAUUGUGAUGGCUGAAGCUACUGGUGCUAUCAUCUACUCAUUUAAUAUCAAGCAUCCAGCCUCUAUCGACCAGGAAGCCCAGCACAAGCAAGUGACUUUGCGUCAACAUCGCGUGGUGUAUAGUUUACUGGAUGAUAUAAAAGAAUUGCUGCAAGAAAAACUCAAGGGCGUUUUGGUUCAUGAGGUCACUGGCUCGGCUGAGGUUAUUCAAUCCAUCCCAAUCACAAUGUCUGGUACUCGCACCACCAAUAUUGCAGGUUGCAAGGUUAUCUCAGGAUCGCUUAAAAUGCAGGGAAAAUACCGUUUGGUGCGUGACGGUGAAAUUGUGGUUGACAACAUAGAUAUGGCGUCUAUGCGUCACUUUCAGCAGAAGGUGGCCGAGGUGAACAAGGGUCAAGAGUGUGGUCUGCAACUAGUAGGUAUGGACAAUUUUCAGCCUGGAGACUUGCUCGAGGCCUACACUAUCAAAUUGGUGAAGCCCGAAAUUUAG